CUUUCUGCUGCCGGCGGGGCACAGCGGCGGCCACAGCCUCGACGAGCGCGAGCAGCGGCGCCCCGAGACCCACGCGGCCUGGAUCACCGCCCGCUGACGGCCGCUCGCGCUCCGGCACCGCUCGCCUUCCCGGCCGCGAGCCAGCAGCCCCCCGCUCGACCGCGGUUUCCGCCGCCUCUCGGCGAGGGAGCCGAGCCCCGGCGCUGCGCCCCAGCCCCGCUGCGCCAGCAUGUCCUCGACGGAGAGCUCUGGCCAAACCGCGGACAAGUCGCCGCGCCAGCAGGUGGACCGCCUGCUCGUGGGGCUGCGCUGGCGGCGGCUGGAGGAGCCGCUGGGCUUCAUCAAAGUUCUCCAGUGGCUCUUUGCUAUUUUCGCCUUCGGGUCCUGCGGCUCCUACAGCGGGGAGACAGGAGCCCUGGUUCGCUGCAACAACGAAGCCAAGGACGUGAGCGCCAUCCUUGUUUCAUUCGGCUAUCCCUUCAGGUUGCACCGGAUCCAGUAUGAGAUGCCCCUCUGCGACGAUGACUCCACCUCCAAGACCAUGCAUCUCAUGGGGGACUUCUCUGCCCCUGCUGAAUUCUUUGUGACCCUUGGCAUCUUUUCCUUCUUCUAUACCAUGGCUGCCCUAGUCCUCUACCUGCGCUUCCACAACCUCUACACCGAGAACAAGCGCUUUCCACUGGUGGACUUCUGUGUGACUGUCUCCUUCACCUUCUUCUGGCUGGUAGCUGCAGCUGCCUGGGGCAAGGGCCUGACUGAUGUCAAGGGGGCCACACGGCCAUCCAGCCUGACGGCAGCGAUGUCCGUGUGCCAUGGAGAGGAUGCAGUGUGCAGUGCCGGGGCCACGCCCUCCAUGGGACUGGCCAACAUCUCCGUGCUCUUCGGCUUUAUCAACUUCUUCCUGUGGGCUGGGAACUGUUGGUUUGUGUUCAAGGAGACCCCAUGGCAUGGACAGGGCCAGGACCAGGGCCAGGGUCCCAGCCAGGAGAGCGCAGCUGAGCAGGGAGCUGUGGAAAAGCAGUAAGCAGCCCCCACCUGGCUACUCCCGAACUGGACAGCACCUCUUCAACCACCUCCGGCUUCCAGGACCUCCCUCUUCCUCCUCGUCCAAUUCCCCUCCCCCAUCAUUCCGGGCUUUGAGCUUUGAGACACUGAUGGGCAGGCGUCAGCUGUUGGAAACCUGGGCAGCCCUCCCCGUGGCUUCCUAUCCCUCUUCUUGCUGGAGUCAUAGAUAGCAGGAACUCAGUGCUUCUUGUCCACUGCCUGGACCCAGGCAUCUGACUUGGGGUCUCACUUGUGCUCUCGCAGCCUUUGAGAACCAACCUGUGCUGCAGGAGAGGGUUGGGAGCAGGAAACUGGAGAUCUGAGACUGGUUCCUAGCAGCCAUCCUUAUAUCAACCUGUCCAGCUUGAAUAAUAGUGGGGGAAAGGGAAAUCAAUGAGCAGCCUUCCCCCUGGUCCCUUGUGUGGAAGCCCCAGCAGUGGCGUGGUGACCCCUCCCCAAUGGCUGUCAUUUAGUCCCUGUGUUUGAUCUCCAGUCAGCCCAGGGCUCAGUGUGCUUCCCACUAUCUUUUCUGGCCUCUGGUUGCCCACAGGGUCCAUCAUGUGUGAAUGACGGUGCCCAACUGGCAUAGAAAACAGCCCUUUAGAGGGUCCUGAUGAGGCUUGGGCUCAGCCAGGAGCAGAUAAAUUGCAACUGAGUUGCACCUUCAAGAAACCAAAGCCUGCAAAUUUGAGGCAG
Propithecus coquereli (Coquerel's sifaka) is the source of this 1740-nucleotide messenger RNA. It is a transcript of the gene SYPL2, whose product is annotated as synaptophysin-like 2. Bases 230 to 1024 code for a protein of 264 amino acids. The transcript is spliced from 6 exons. Lineage: Eukaryota; Metazoa; Chordata; Mammalia; Primates; Indriidae. Gene Ontology annotation, cellular component: synaptic vesicle; synaptic vesicle membrane. The record is from RefSeq and is a predicted model, not a curated record.